CUACUGUUAGCUUCUUCAAGAAUACAUAUGACAGACAUGAAUUACUGGAUUUUAUUUUCAAGUAGACAUACAUUUAAAACGACGACGAUUUUGCUACUUGACGUGCAUCAAAAAUAGAAAGAUGAGAAGUCGACCACUACUGCAAGGCUAACACAACGUCGUAUAUUUAAAACAAUAUUUCGGCUGGCCAGACCAGCCUUCUUCAGGUUUAGAUGUUACUCAAAGAACAGAAACUGAAUAUCUCUAAUGAUUAUUUCAGCUCAGUUGAGUUCUUAAAACGGAGACCGUUGCAAAUUAAAUUGCGCAAAUUGUAAAAAAAGAAGGAAUUUCCAUUACAAUGUUUUGUAGAAAAAAAAAAAAGAAUACAUUUUUGAGAAACAAAUUCCAUUUGUUGAUAAGAUCCUUUGACUUUCACUUUAUUCAAUAGCUUUCAAGAGUACUAGCCGUCGAGUUUAAGAGUUGUUGUUUUUAUAUUCUCAGGGGUGCGAUCACGCAACCUUUAUUUCACAGGAUCAUGGAUAAUAACACGAAUACGUCUUCGCCAGCUAUUCCCGAGUUUCCCUUGCAUUUCAGGAUUAUCAAGAUAACUUUAUAUGUUAUCAUCUUCGUAACAAGUGUCUUUGCCAAUGUUCUUGUCUGUACGGUUAUUUUGCGUCGCAAGAGGAUGAAAACAGUGACCAACUAUUUCAUUUUAAAUCUGGCGGUAGCCGACCUGACUCUUACCUGUAUCUGUAUACCGUUUGAUAUUCCAGUGCAAGAACUGCACUACUCAUGGCCAUAUGGCUCGCUUAUGUGUAAAAUACUCUACCCCUUGCAAACAUGUUUGCUAUUUGCUUCUGUAUACACGCUAACAGCCGUUAGUCUCGCUAGACACAGAGCAAUUGUUCAUCCUUUGAAAAAGCAGCUCACCAAAACUGGAGCGAAGAUUAUUAUUGUCUGUGUAUGGUUUUCUGCCAUUCUACCGGUAACACCUUAUUUUCAAGCGUUGAGGUUUAACCCAGUUGUGAAGUCUUGCGAAGAGAGUUGGCGCGAUUCUAUGACUGCUAAAGUGUACACAACAAGCAUCUUCUUCUUCCAGUACAUUUUCCCGUUCUGCAUCAUGUUCACCGCGUAUUUCAACAUAAGCCGUGAGUUAAAGAAAAGGGCGGAGAAUGGUAACCAGUGUCUUAAAGACCUACAGGAAGAAGAAGCUCGGAAAGUGGUGCGCAUGCUUAAAGUGGUAACCACGCUGUUCGCAUUUUGCCUACUGCCAAACAACAUUUUGUGGCUCUGGCUUGAUUACGGAAAGGCGGACAAACGUUGGAGCCAUUUCUGGGAACUUGUGGCGUUCUCAAAUAUUUUAAUACUAGCUAACAGUGCCGCAAAUCCCAUCUGUUACACGAUUUUCAACGAAAAUUACCGACAGGAAAUGAAGAGCUUACUAACAAACGGGAUCUGUAGACGCCACGACUCUCCACCUGAAAGAAGCGAAAGGAUUGCACCUCCUCAAUGUUCACGUAAAAGCGUGAAGUGCCGGUCUUCGACCUUAACCUCUGCCGUUUGAUCAUAAACCCAAAGAAAACUGACGAUACCCAGUUGACAUGUGCAACACCACACAGGAACUUCAAUGAUAAGUGAAUAAAAGUAGGAGUAAUAAUUAAAAAAGGAAGAAAAAGACGACGAACCAAUAAAUGGCUUUUAAUAGGAAGCUAACUGAAGUAUGUAAUGCUAUAGCUUGCAUUAGUAAGCCGAAAAGAACAUCAUGUCUAUAACACAUGGCAUUGACAGUUUGUAGACUACGUGGUAUGCUACCUACAUUGUAAACCGGUUAAAUUCCUAACCUAUCUUGUAAUCUUUGUUGGCGCGGGACGAGCCGAGUUUCGACAAUCUUAAAGAAGCUUCGUCAUGUUUUGCACAUCUUGAAAAUUUUAGCCUGAAUUUUUCAAGUUCGCCAUGUGUAAUCC
Orbicella faveolata is the source of this 1943-nucleotide messenger RNA. RefSeq names its product neuropeptide FF receptor 1-like. Gene Ontology annotation, cellular component: plasma membrane. Gene Ontology annotation, biological process: G protein-coupled receptor signaling pathway. The record is from RefSeq and is a predicted model, not a curated record. NCBI's taxonomy places the organism in Eukaryota, Metazoa, Cnidaria, Anthozoa, Scleractinia, Merulinidae. Gene Ontology annotation, molecular function: G protein-coupled receptor activity.